Messenger RNA from Cladocopium goreaui, 2124 nucleotides. NCBI's taxonomy places the organism in Eukaryota, Dinophyceae, Suessiales, Symbiodiniaceae. The record is from the annotation of a GenBank genome assembly.
AUGGCAAUGGAUGAUGACUUGCUUGAAAGUUUGCUGUCCUAUGAGUGCCCCUUUACCGGUGCCAAGCGGGUUGCUGGACUUGGCACUGUUGAAACGGAACAUGGGAAGACAAACACUGGUGAUGAAAGUGGCUACAUGGAGUACUUCUCCCGUGAUUUAAUUACCGGGGAUUCUGGGGAAGCAAGCGCCCGGGUGAAGGGUCCUGCCAGAUCGUCCAAGAUGGAUUUGGCUAAGCUUGCCGAUGACUUUGAUGCUUCAACCUUUGACUGGGAGACUGUACGGCCUUUUGGCCUCCUGAGCCAUUGCGUGCGGACUGGCGCCCCUUCCAAACACAUCGUCGAGCUGGCGCAGGCAGAGGUCCGAAACAACCCACGUGCCACUUUGGGAAUGAGAAAGUUAGCAGCUAUUCGCUUGAAAGAUGCUGAAAAAGGAGUCCACAAAUUGUUGAAAGAAGAAGGAUUUGAAUGUACAGUGCCAGUGGGCAAGUUCACAGUGAGACCAGGGUUCACCAUUCCGUACAUCUUGCUGUCUUCAUGGGUGAAGUACCUAUUAGAUUGUGGCCGACUUCCCAAACUUCUCGUUGGUGUACCUACAUUUGCAAAGAUGAGAUUGGUGUUGAAGGAGUGGUGGGCUAGAUUUCGUGUUUUGUAUCCUGACCAUGGGUACUUCGGUCAUGCUGAACGUCAUGGGAUUCCUUUUGAAAACCUUGUUCCCUUCUUCUCCCAUGCCGAUGAUGGGCGAAGCUACAAACACCUUGGCAUUUGGAUUCUUUCAAGUGCUGGUUGCAUUGGGAGGGGGACGAGGAUGCAUGUUGAUUCCAAUCGCCACAGGCUGCCAUUGCAUGAAAAUGCUAUGGGUGCAAAUUUCAUGGGAAAGACUUGGACGACCCAGUUUAUUUUCACCACGGUUCUCAAGACUGUUUACACACAGUAUCCGAAUAUCUUGGACGAAUUGACCAGCAUCUAUGCUGAAGAUGUGAAGAAGCUCUUGUUUGAGGGUGUGCUUGCAGCCAAUGGGCGGGAUCGUGUUUACUUAGCCCACAUGGGUUUCAAAGCUGAUUUGCCAAUGCUUCAAAAAAUGGGCGGGUUCCAUCGAUGUUGGUCUCAUGUCCCACGACAGUCCUCAUCUAGAAAACCCAGUGAAGGAUGUUGCCACCUGUGCCUUGGUGGAAGGGAAGGCAACCCAAGUUUUCCCUAUGAAGAUUUCCGACCAGAUGCUGCUUGGACGGCGACCAUCUACAUGGAAGUGCCAUGGGCUCCUGACUGUCCUCCAAAGAUUUUUGAGGGCUUGCCAUUGAGUCCUACUGACCAAAUGGAUUUCUUCAAGAGUGACUUUUGGCACAACUGGCAUUUAGGGAUGUCAAAACAUUUUUUAGCUUCUGCACUGGUGGCGAUCGUAGAAUCCGACUUGGAGAUCUUACCUAGAGGAUCUGUUGAAAAGCGGUUUGAGUUUUUGACGGAGAUGUAUGUGAAGUUCCAUCGUGAUCGGAAUGUUACACCAUUCUUGGCUGAAAUUUCUCGUGACAGCAUGUCAUUCCCUGCCAGCACAGCUGCACCAGUCGGACGGUGGUCCAAGGCUUUAGUCUCUACGGAACUUUCACUUUUCCUAGAUUUUUUCUGUGAAAAGCACAUUAGAGGAAAGGUGACUGAGGAGUCACAUCCGCUCUUGCAUGCCAUUGUCACUCGAUUCAAAGCAGGUGCGACCAAGGCGAUCAACAUUGCGAUCACUUUCAUGUACCAAGCUGGCUUUUGGAUUAGGGCUGCUGACGCGAUGAGGCUGAGCGGCUUCCUUUACUUCUUUUUGGCCAAGUACACUGUUUGUGCCCGUUUGACAUUGCAGCUCAGGCUGCGGCGUUUUGCAAUGUUGCCUAAAGGGCAUAUGAUUUCACAUGAGGCAAAACGUUUGAUGACUGAAAGCAAGAAAGGGGCCUGGGUGGUGAACACCAUAGUGUUCACCAACCAGGUCCAGGAGGACUUCAUAGGUCGUCCAUCCAGAUUAAGUAGACGAGUCAACAUCAAAUGUCUUCAUUGGAAUGUGCUUUGCAGAGCACUGAUUAUUUAUCAGGAUGAAUUUUACAAAUCAGACCAUGAUUUGCGGGGUCUUGAUGCAUACGGGGACUUGUGA